UGCGCGGCGGGCAGGGAGCGUGUCUCCCCCUAGCGGCGGUUCUGGCCCCCUCAGACGCUGGGCCGCGGGUUCGAGUCCCGGCGGUGCCCGGUGGCACCGGGCGCUGUGGGCUGCGGUGAAUCCCGGGCUGCAGAGGGUCCAGGAGAAGCGACCAUGUCCAUCGCCGCCGCCAACACCAGCAUGAGGGUGCCCGCCGGCUUCCGGAACCUGCUGGAGGGACUGGCACGGGAAGUGCUGCGGGAGCAGCCCACCGACGUGGUGGCCUUUGCAGCGCAAUACUUCCAAAAGCUGCUGGAGAGCAGAGAGGCUGGUGGCAUUGACCCGGUGGCGUGGGGAGCCAUGCUGGAGGACGACCGUCUCACCUGGCCUCCUUCCGAGGACCUGAAAGAGGCCAAGGACACGGAGGGGUAGCAGGCAGCACUGGCAGGGGCAGGCAGCAGGCACAGCUCUGGAUCACUGUGAUUCCACCCCAAAACGAGUGGAGAGGAGCCAAAGGGGAGCAUGUCCCCGUAACCCUCAUGAACUGGGACACCUCUCUGGAGAUGCAACCGCAGCACUUGCCCCAACUCCCCCAUUUCCCACUGUCCAACCCCAAAACUAAAAAAAGCCCCUUGGUCCUCCCCUGGCUCCUGCCCUUUUCCCGUGGGUGGGUGCUCCACUCCCAUCCUGCCCCUGCGGUGCUGUUUUAAUGAGGAAUUUUAUUAACGAGGUCCCCGCUGUUAUUAAUGUCGAUCACUUGAGAUUUCUCCCCGAAAAAUCCUGGGUUUGGGGCUGAGCUGAGUACGGGAUGAUAUUUUUAGCCUCUAUAUUUAGGCCCCUGCAUCCCUGGAGGAUGGAAGAAACUUCAUAACAUCCCAGCGUGAAGGAAUGAUGUGACAUUGCUCCUCCAUAAGCUGAGAUACCUCCAUGGAAUUCUGGGGGGCACACAAGAGGCCCCCAGUCCUAUUUCCACUUGUGAAAUUCAUAUUUUCCAAUACAGCGCGGUUUCAAAAUCCCCCCCAAAAAGUGGGGUUUGCGUCGAAGCCGGCUGCUCUAUUUUUGGAGAGGACUGAACCCCCCCAUCCAUGCUCACCCCGUUUUUACCCCCUCUUUCCUGUUUUCCAUCGCCAUAUGUGGCGCUCGCCCACGGCACGGGGCAUGACAGCGGCUCCCCCGGGAAAAACAGGAAGGAGGGAUGGGGAAAAAAAGCUGGCGGGGACCCCGUGCCGGGGCUGAUGCCAACCAGCUACGCCUUGACCCCCCCUCCAGCACCGCCCCGCCGGCUGCCGGCUCCUGCUUCGCCCAGGGCAGCAUUCCAGCAUCCAAUUCCCUUUGCUUUUAAGGUUUUUUCCCCUGUUUUUAAAGGAUUUUUUAACACCUCGGUGCCACCAUCUCGAACCACGACGGCGGGAUGUUCUCAGCGGGUCUCGCCGGCUGCACUUGUCGUUCUGCCCUUCCAAAAUCUGAGUUGUUGCCUUGGAAUUCGAAUGUUGGAGGUGCUGGAGCACCUGAAAAAGCAUCCUUCAGAUGAAGGGGUCCAAGGAGGAAAAAUGCAGAGCCUGGAACAGGCUCAAACCCGCCAUUAAUGAUUAGAAAUGUUCUGGCAUUUCGCGUCCCUCCUCCGCAGCCGCAGCCUGCGGGAGACGGCGGCGCUCGGCGGCUCUGCCAGGACCCGGCUGCCAUGGAGGGAGCAGAUUCUGGGGGCUAAUUGAGGGACUAAUCCUCCUUUUGGGGCUAACUUCUCAGAUCCAUGACCCCGAAUGAUUGACUCAGGUCAAUCAGCCCAAAAACCCUUCCCACUUAACAAACAGCCGGUCUUCUCUCAUUGGAGCAGGCAGUGAUGGAUCUGGAGGGUCUAAAAUCCAGGGAAGGAUCUCUUCCCAUCAAAAAUCCCAGCAGAGCUGCCAAGGCUUCUCCUGGAAGCUGCAGCAGGGUUUUCUGGAGCAGAGCUCUUCCCACCCCCCACCCACCGUGGUGUGCUUGUGGAAAGAAGUGAUGGUGGAAAAGCUCUCCAGUGGGAGAGCGGAGUGGCUCACAGGGGAUUUGAGGGAUGCCUGGAAGCAUUUCCCAAGGGGAAUUUGGGUGCCUGGCAUGUGCUGGGGCAGGGGUGACCCCCAUCAACCUCCAAGUGUGGGUGAGGCUGCUGAGGGAGGUGGCAGUGGUGGG
Molecule: messenger RNA, 2145 nt
Organism: Melozone crissalis (California towhee)
Lineage: Eukaryota; Metazoa; Chordata; Aves; Passeriformes; Passerellidae
Gene: SPA17
Product: sperm autoantigenic protein 17
Exons: 3
Coding region: 154-411 (85 amino acids)
Molecular function (GO): calmodulin binding
Source: RefSeq, a predicted model, not a curated record